UGUGUACAUAAGCGGAUAAGAUGUGCCGGGCGACACUCAGCGCGUACAUACACAAAAUUGAAAGAUCCGCUCUGCUAGUUACCGCCUACCAAAACUAGAUUAUAUUUCAAUUUCUUUAUGAUCGAGAUGGGAUUCGAUGCUUUAUCAAAGCUGAGGAGUGCUGGAAUAGCUACUGAAGAAUACCUGAAGGAGAAAUGGGAACACAGAAAAUCGCGUGAUCCUUCGGAAACGAGGGAAGAUGCAGCAAGAGCGGAAGAAGAACGGCGCCGAGCAGAGAAGAACGGUUUUCUCCGUUUAAUUUUAGCAAAGAUUACCGGCGAUUCGGUCGUUGAGAUGCCACCGUUGGAAUGGGAUCCGACCACGUCCCACCGAGCUGUGUUCUUAGUCACCAAACCUAUCGAGUUCGGCAAGUUUGAGUUAUCAAGAAACACUUAUGAACUGCUUGCCAAACACGUUGGUAUGACCCUGAACAGCGUCAGCCAUUGGGCACUUUGUGUGAUAGAUCGUAGUUUUCACCCUUCGUAUUGCUACGACCUAAUGAGCGACCAGUUAGCACUUACUGCUCUCGGCAAGAAUUAUUUUCGUGUGGCGGAGAUCAACGCUGCAUUUAUUGAGACGUGGAGUUCUUGCUAUUAUGUUGGUGAGACGACAAAAUCGCACCAAGAGAUCCAAGAAUUAGGAGCUGCGCAUAUGGCACUUCAUCCACGUUAUAACCUCUUGACAAGUAACUGCCAGGACAUGGCGGAAAGCUUGGUAAAGCAGAUGUGUAACGGUAAAUUGAUUAGUCAAGCCAAGUUGAGAGAGGAGCUAGCCCUAGCAUCACCAAAGAUCGCCCUAGAUCUAAUGGUCGCCCGAUUAAGAUCUCGGAUAGAAGUAUUAGAUGAGCACGAGGAAAGUGAUGCAGUUAAGGCAGAUAUGGAUAUAAUCAAGGGAUUGUGGCAUAGAGUCCAUCGGUAGUCGAUGCGCUCAGUCUGAGCGAGCGUUUCGUAUCACACCAAAUUCAGUCAUACGGUUUGACAUUUAUAACGUUCAAGUUGUCUGAAAGUAUUCAAAACAGCAGUUCUUUUCCGAAUAUGUACCUAACUCAAUCCGUUCGACAAUAAAAAGCAAUUGAGUAUAGGUUCAAGCGGCAUACCUACAUGUAUGUAGGUAAAAGUAUUUAAAGAAAUACCGAGCAAUGUAUUGAGAAAAUGUUGAAGAUGUGGGAAUACAGAAUUGCCGUUUGACUUCAAUACACAAUUACGCUGCGGCGUACAGACUAGUAGCUAAUUGGUUAGAUCUCGUGUACUGAC
Messenger RNA from Hypoxylon trugodes, 1292 nucleotides. RefSeq lists its product as uncharacterized. Gene Ontology annotation, molecular function: peptidase activity. The transcript is spliced from 3 exons. The record is from RefSeq and is a predicted model, not a curated record. Bases 118 to 957 code for a protein of 279 amino acids. NCBI's taxonomy places the organism in Eukaryota, Fungi, Ascomycota, Sordariomycetes, Xylariales, Hypoxylaceae.